UUUUCGCUUUCGCAUUUAUUGGAUGCCCCUUGGCAUCUGGAUCUGUAGUUCCUGGCCUAUCACAACUUCAGAUGGAACAAUUGGGAGGAAUCUGCUUGACUUCGAUAGCCCUAAUGGUAAAACAGACGGCUGAUGAACAACAGAACUUGACUAGUUCUAAAGAAAGUGAACACAAAAUUUCCAUCAAAGCUUCUGAAGAUAAUAACAUUGCUCCAGCCAAGACAGUUCCAGCGAAUUUCGAGAAGAUCGGUCAAAGGUUCUUCUACAUAGAGAAGAAAACUCAACUUAAUUGGUUCGCUGCCGGAAAGGCCUGCCAAAAUAUGAAUGGUACACUGGCGACCUUGGAGAGCCAGAAAGAGAUGGAUGCUAUUUAUGAGAAGCAAGCGCUUGGAAAAUACUGGACGGACCUUAACAACUUGGUAAAUAAAAGGGAAUUCACGAGUUGGUCCUCUGGCCUGAAGGCACCCUUUCUAAACUGGAGAUACGAUCAACCCGACAACUCCAAUAAAAACGAGCAUUGUGUAACCAUGUUUGGCCCCCUUAUGUACGAUGAUAACUGCGAAUUGGAAUUUUAUUUUGUUUGUCAGGCCAAUUUUUUGUAGAGCAGAUAGCAUAGUGAAACAUAUUAUUCAUAUUUAAUGUACCAUGUUUAAAUUUCGCAGUGUUCACUUUAGCUGAUAAGAAAUGCUAGUUAUAAUUCUCAAAGAGUAAUA
This is a messenger RNA of Drosophila subpulchrella, 713 nucleotides long. RefSeq names its product accessory gland protein Acp29AB-like. Lineage: Eukaryota; Metazoa; Arthropoda; Insecta; Diptera; Drosophilidae. Bases 72 to 602 code for a protein of 176 amino acids. The transcript has a single exon. The record is from RefSeq and is a predicted model, not a curated record.